Messenger RNA from Lolium rigidum, 721 nucleotides. Its product is annotated as replication protein A 70 kDa DNA-binding subunit C-like. The record is from RefSeq and is a predicted model, not a curated record. The transcript is spliced from 5 exons. Lineage: Eukaryota; Viridiplantae; Streptophyta; Magnoliopsida; Poales; Poaceae. Bases 206 to 721 code for a protein of 171 amino acids.
GAUAGAAGGCACGCCAUCACCUUCAGGCAACAAGUGCAAUCUUUCGGUGACAAUUCAUUGCAUCUUAAACUGACGACACAACUGGUCAGAAGCAGGACAUCAGCACAAUCUUCGGUAACAGCUGCAAUCUUGGUGGCAACACGACAUCGGUAGAUCGAAGGCAGGCUAUCACCUUUAGGCAACAAGUGUAAUCUCCCGCAACUAUAUGGCAUAUAAGAAUUUAAGCGAGCUUACCUCAAGUGGACAAACAUGGAACAUCAAAGUUAAAGUAAUAAGAAUGUGGGAUUCAAUCAACCCUUCCACAGAUGACCUUAUAAGCAUUGACAUGAUACUGAUGGACGACCAGGGUGAUACAAUUCACGCUACUAUAUGGAAGGAUAUGACAGACACAUACAAAUCAAAGAUCAGUGAGGGUUCUGUAUAUGUUUUCAGCAACUUUAAAGUUGUACAAUCUACAAAAUAUCGCCCAAUCAGCAAUGAGAUUAAAAUUACUUUUGCAUACAAUACAAAGGUAAAUGAGGUGAAGGGAACAUCAGAUAUUUUUUCAGAUUACUACUUUGAGUUUGCUACCAAGUAUACCCUAGAAGAAAGGAAAGAAAAAGACAAACAAUGCUCGGAUGUCAUUGGAUUACUUACCCAUAUGAAGCCUAUAGAAUCAAAGAUAACAAAGAGGAACACAGCUACAGAUAUACGAGAGAUUGAAAUUAUGAUACCAGAGUAA